AUGGCGGAGGACGCGCGCGAGUUGUCCGAUUCCUCCCCGGCGCCGCCGCGGGAGGAGGGCUCCGACGAGCAGUUCGCGGCCGUACCGCUCGGCGACGAGGAAGGCGUCGUCGAGGUCGAGGAGGAGGAGGCGUCGGAUCCGGGGAUGAGUACCAGCACGCCCGCGACGCCCUACGAGCCGUCCCCGCGGCCCAGGCGGCGGCCGCGGCCGCCUGGAGUGCCGGCCGACGCGCCACAGGAGGUGGUGCGGGCGGUGGAGGAGGCGAUCGCGGGCGGGGCGGACCUCCUCCACGAGGUGGUCUCCCAGGAGCAGGGCGAGCUGGCACACUCCGUCGUCGACGUGCUGCUCGGCACCAUGGGCGGUGCGGACGAGGCAGGCGACGCCACCGGCACCGGCGCUCCUCCCACCGUCAUGAUCAGCUCGCGUGCUGCUGUUGUCGCCGCCGAGCUGCUGCCCCAUCUUCCCGAAGACGACGAGCCGUCGCCGCGCACUCGUGCAGCCUCGGGUCUGCACGCCGCCCUCCGCGCCUGCACUCGCAACCGUGCCAUGUGUUCUUCCGCAGGCCUCCUGGCUACCCUCCUCGCGUCCGCAGAGAAGCUGUUCGUCGAAAUGGAUCAGGGUAGUAGAUGGGACGGGACGCCACUGCUUCAGUGCAUUCAGAUGUUGGGUGGGCACUCGCUUAGUGUGAAAGACCUGCAUUCCUGGCUUGAUUUGGUUAGAAAGGCACUUGGAACUAGCUGGGCCACGCCACUUAUGCUAGCGCUUGAGAAGGCCAUGGGCAGCGUGGAAGCAAAAGGUCCUGCUGUGACAUUUGAGUUUGACGGAGAGAGCUCUGGUCUGCUUGGCCCAGGUGACAGCAGGUGGCCCUUCCUAAAUGGAUAUGUGUUCGCUACUUGGAUAUAUAUAGAAUCAUUCUCGGAUACGCUUAGCACAGCAACAGCUGCCGCAGCCAUUGCUGCUGCUGCGGCGGCAACAUCUGGAAAAUCAUCAGCAAUGUCAGCUGCUGCGGCAGCCAGUGCCCUUGCGGGAGAAGGAACAACACACAUGCCCCGGCUUUUCAGCUUUCUCUCUUCAGAUAACCAGGGCGUGGAAGCCUACUUUCAUGGCCAGUUCUUGGUGGUGGAGAGUGUGGGUGGGAGGGGUAAGAAAUCUUCUUUGCACUUCACAUAUGCGUUCAAGCCUCAGUGCUGGUAUUUUGUUGGUUUGGAGCACACAAACAAGCAUAGUUUGCUUGGAAAGGGUGAUAGUGAAUUGAGGCUGUAUGUUGACGGUAGCCUGUAUGAGAGCCGUCCUUUUGAGUUUCCGCGUAUCUCGAAACCACUUGCAUUUUGCUGCAUUGGGACAAAUCCACCACCAACUAUUGCAGGCCUGCAGAGGCGCAGGCGGCAAUGCCCAUUAUUUGCUGAAAUGGGGCCUGUCUACAUCUUCAAGGAACCAGUUGGGCCAGACAGAAUGAGACGGCUAGCAUCCCGAGGAGGAGAUACACUGCCCAGUUUUGGAAAUGGCGCAGGCUUGCCAUGGAAGGCAACUAAUGAUCACAUUAAGAGUAUGGCUGAAGAGAGCUUUACACUCAACAAUGAGAUUGGGGGAAGCUUGCAUCUUCUUUACCAUCCUAGUCUUCUCACUGGGCGGUUUUGCCCAGAUGCCUCACCUUCUGGUUCAUCAGGCACUCAUCGAAGGCCUGCAGAGGUUCUUGGAUUGGUUCAUGUCUCAUCUCGUGUGCGACCUGCAGAAUCUUUAUGGGCCUUAGCUUAUGGGGGCCCAAUGGCUUUACUUCCACUAACCAUAGGCAAUGUGCAUGUGGACAGCCUUGAGCCUACACCUGGGGACUUGCCAUCGUCCCUUGCUACUGUUUCCCUUUCUGCCCCAGUUUUCAGGAUUAUUUCCCAAGCUAUUCAACACCCUGGAAAUAAUGAAGAAUUAUGCCGGACAUUUGCACCAGAGCUUUUAUCACGUGUUUUGCAUUAUCUGUUGCGAGCUCUUUCAAAGCUGGAAAGUGGAGAAGAGGCACUGACUGAUGAGGAGCUUGUUGCUGCCAUUGUAUCUUUGUGCCAGUCUCAAAGAAAUAAUCAUGAACUUAAAGUGCAGCUUUUCAGCAGCUUGCUGUUGGACCUAAAUCUAUGGAGUUCAUGCAGUUAUGGUUUACAGAAGAAGCUUCUGUCCUCUCUUGCAGACAUGGUAUUUACAGAGUCUGCUUGCAUGCGAGAUGCCAAAGCGAUGCAAAUGCUUCUUGAUGGCUGCAGAAGGUGUUACUGGGUAAUUCAGGAACCGGAUUCAAUCGAUAACUUUGCACUUACUGGAACAAAGAGAUCUUUGGGGGAAGUGAAUGCUCUAGUCGAUGAACUUUUGGUUGUUAUUGAACUGCUGUUAGGAGCAGCAUCUUCAACAGCAGCUGCAGAUGAUGUUCGCUGUUUGAUUGGAUUUAUUGUUGACUGCCCACAGCCUAAUCAGGUUGCAAGGGUGUUGCACCUCAUAUAUAGGUUGAUUGUACAGCCUAACAUCUCUAGAGCCAACUUAUUUUCUCAAUCCUUCAUCACUAGUGGUGGUGUGGAAGCACUACUUGUUCUUUUACAACGGGAAGCUAAAGCGGGUAAUAAAAAUAUUUUGAAUCAUUCUGGUGCAAAUUUUAGUGAAAAUAAUGUGCCCAAGGAUGGAAGUUCCAACAGAAAAGCUGAUAGUGCUGACACAAGAAGUCAGGUUGAUGAAACUCAAUCAGCUGAACGUCAUGAAACUGUCUUCCAUGAAGAAGCCGCUGAACAUGAAGCCACAAAUGCAAAUGAUAUGCUGGACUCAAAUAUUGGAAGUAAAGUGACUGGUUCUGAGAAUGGGCUCUUGAAGAAUUUGGGUGGCAUUAGCUUCUCAAUUACUUCUGAUAAUGUCCGGAAUAAUGUUUACAAUGUUGACAAAGGUGAUGGAAUUGUUGUUGGCAUUAUUCACAUUCUCGGCGCUCUAGUUGGAUCAGGUCACCUGAAAUUUGAUUCUGGUGCUGGAAGUCCAAAUAUACCUGGUGGUAAUCAGACCACACUUAAUGAAGAAGGAAAUACUAUGUCAGAAGAUAAAGUAUCAUUGCUACUUUUUGCAUUGCAAAAGGCAUUCCAAGCAGCCCAAAGGAGGCUUAUGACAGCAAAUGUCUAUAUGGCUUUGAUUUCUGCUGCGAUUAAUGUUUCAUCAGCUGAUGAAAGUCUUAAUCUUUAUGAUUCUGGUCACCGUUUUGAACAUAUUAAACUUUUACUGGUUCUACUUCGCUCGCUUCCAUAUGCAUCUAGGGCCUUCCAAGCUCGUGCCAUACAGGAUCUUCUGUUUUUGGCUUGCAGUCAUCUAGAUAACAGAACUACAAUGACCUCAAUUGCAGAGUGGCCAGAAUGGAUUUUGGAAGUUUUGAUUUCUAACCAUGAGAUGGGCACAAAGAAAAAUGCUGAUGGUGUAAGCAUUGGUGAGAUUGAAGACCUCAUACACAAUUUCCUGAUUAUAAUGUUGGAGCAUUCAAUGCGACAAAAAGAUGGGUGGAAGGAUGUGGAGGCAACAAUUCAUUGUGCGGAGUGGCUGUCAAUGGUUGGAGGAUCUAGCACUGGAGACCAAAGGAUCAGGCGUGAAGAAUCAUUACCUAUUUUUAAAAGGAGAUUGUUGGGUGACCUGCUUGAUUUUUCUGCCAGGGAGCUUCAAGUUCAGACUGAAGUAAUUGCAGCAGCUGCAGCUGGUGUUGCAGCUGAGGGUUUGUCUCCUGAAGAAGCAAAAGUUCAAGCUGAGAAUGCUGCUCAUCUCUCAGUAGCACUAGCAGAGAAUGCAAUAGUUAUUCUGAUGCUUGUGGAAGAUCAUCUGAGAUCACAAGGUCAACAUUUUUGCACAUCCCUUACAGGUGAUAGCAUCACAUCUUCCACAGCAAUGGCUUCAUUGGCUGCCAGUCGGUCAAAUUCUUUGGGCACAGCUGGUAAAGAACCCAUGGCUGCUGGGGCCUCAAGACGGGCAUCUUUGUCCAGUGAUGCUGGUGGCCUUCCUCUGGAUUUGCUUACUUCUAUGGCUGAUUCAAAUGGACAAAUCUCUGCUGCCGUGAUGGAACGUCUUACAGCAGCAACAGCAGCUGAACCUUAUGAAUCUGUCAAGCAUGCAUUUGUGUCUUAUGGGAGCUGCAUAGCUGAUCUUGGAGAAAGUUGGAAGUACCGAAGCCGUUUGUGGUAUGGUGUUGGCAUUCCACCCAAAUCUGAUAUAUUUGGUGGUGGUGGAAGCAGUUGGGAAUCUUGGAAAUCUGUUCUAGAGAAGGAUUCAAAUGGGAUUUGGGUCGAAUUUUCACUUGUGAAGAAAUCAGUUGCUGUGCUGCAGGCACUUCUGUUAGAUGAAUCUGGACUUGGUGGUGGUCUUGGUAUUGGAGGGGGAUCUGGCCCUGGUAUGGGGGUUAUGACUGCCCUUUAUCAGUUGCUAGAUAGCGAUCAACCAUUUCUUUGCAUGCUCAGAAUGGUUCUUGUUUCGAUGAGGGAGGAUGACAAUGGUGAAGGUGAUGCUUUUACGAAAGAUGUUAGCAUAAAGGAUGUGGUAUCAGAAGGAAUGGACCACCAGGCUGGAAGCAUGAUGCCUUUUGAUGGCAACAGUUAUUCAUCUCCAAGAAAACCUCGAUCUGCACUUCUUUGGAGUGUGCUUGGCCCCAUCCUCAAUAUGCCAAUAACGGAGUCUAAGAGACAAAGAGUGUUGGUUGCUUCCUCUAUUCUCUAUUCAGAGGUAUGGCACGCUAUUGGCAGGGACAGGAAACCCCUAAGGAAACAAUACAUUGAGCUGAUUUUACCACCGUUUAUAGCAAUUCUUAGAAGAUGGCGGCCCCUUUUGGCUGGUAUUCAUGAGCUUACUUCGUCAGAUGGACAAAAUCCACUGAUUGCUGAUGAUCGUGCUUUGGCAGCAGAUGCAUUACCUAUUGAGGCUGCUCUUUUGAUGGUAUCGCCUGGUUGGGCUGCUGCUUUUGCGUCACCACCAGUUGCGAUGGCAUUGGCCAUGAUGGCUGCUGGUGCCUCAGGGACAGAAACAAGAACACCUCCUAGGAAUACCUUGAAUAGGCGUGACACAGCAUUGCCUGAGCGCAAAGCAGCAGCAAAACUACAGGCUUUCUCGAGUUUCCAGAUGCCUUUAGAAACAGCAGCUAACAAGCCUGGGUCCACCCCAAAGGACAAGGCAGCGGCAAAAGCUGCCGCAUUGGCAGCCGCUCGUGACCUUGAGCGAACUGCUAAGAUUGGCUCAAGAAGGGGCCUUAGUGCUGUAGCGAUGGCAACAUCAGGACAAAGGAGGAGUUCAGGCGAUAUCGAGCGUGCAAAGAGGUGGAAUACAUCAGAAGCUAUGAGCGCAGCUUGGGUGGAGUGUCUGCAAUCAACUGAUUCUAAAUCAGUUGCAGGAAGGGAUUUUUCAGCCCUUUCAUACAAAUAUGUUGCAGUUCUUGUUUCUUGUUUGGCCUUAGCACGAAACUUACAACGAGCUGAGAUGGAGAGGCAAACACUAGUUGAUGUGUUAAUUCGGCAUCGUGCCUCAACAGGGCUUCGAGCAUGGCGGCAUCUUCUUCAUUGCCUAACAGAGAUGGGUAGACUAUAUGGACCUUUUGAACAUCUGUGCACUCCUGUUCAUGUUUUCUGGAAAUUAGAUUUUACUGAAAGCUCUUCAAGGAUGAGAAGAUUUAUGAAAAGAAAUUACAAGGGAUGUGAUCAUUUAGGUGCAGCUGCUGACUAUGAGGACCGGAAGCUUCUUAGUACUUCUGCACAGUCAAAUGAACACAACUCUGAGGAUGCUAAUUCUUCAUUAACAAGCACUCUUCCAUCAUCUGCUUCUGCAAUUAUGGCUGAUGCCAUGUCAAUGGAUGACAGAAAUGUGGAAAAUGAACAGUUAGAAACUGACACUACUCGCAGCAGUGUUGAUGAUGAUCAGCUUCAACAUUCUUCAGCAGCCGAUCAACAAUCGGUAAAAGGAUCGAUAGGUUCAAGAAGUUCUGACAUUUGUGCUGAUCGGAAUUUGGUUAGAUCUACAGUUCUUGCACCUAGUUAUGUGCCUAGUGAAGCCGAUGAGAGAAUUAUUGUUGAACUGCCAUCAUUGAUGGUGCGACCAUUGAAGGUUGUUCGAGGAACAUUCCAAGUAACUUCAAAGAGGAUUAACUUCAUAAUUGUUGAGUGUUCAAAUGACAGUAACAUUGAUGAUGCUGCAUCUACUAGUGGCCAAUGCGAUCAACAAGAUAAAGAUCGAAGCUGGUUGAUCUCAUCACUUCAUCAGAUAUAUAGCAGACGAUACUUGCUACGUCGAAGUGCUUUGGAAUUAUUCAUGGUAGAUAGGUCGAAUUUCUUUUUUGACUUUGGGGAUAUUGAUGCCCGUAAAAACGCUUAUCGGGCCAUUGUUCAUACCAAACCUCCUAACUUGAAUGACAUCUUUUUAGCUACCCAGAGAGCUGAGCAGAUUCUUAAAAGAACUCAGUUGAUGGAGCGCUGGGCUAAUUGGGAGAUCAGCAAUUUUGAGUACUUAAUGGAACUUAACACACUGGCUGGGCGCAGUUACAAUGACAUUACUCAGUACCCUGUUUUCCCCUGGGUAGUAGCAGAUUACAAAUCCCGAGUGUUGAAUCUGGAUGAUCCUUCGUCGUAUCGAGAUCUUUCAAAGCCAAUUGGAGCACUAAACCCUGAACGUCUAAAGAAGUUCCAAGAACGGUACUCUACAUUCGAGGAUCCAAUCAUCCCAAAGUUUCAUUAUGGUUCACAUUACUCCAGCGCUGGCACGGUCUUGUAUUACCUUUUCAGAGUGGAGCCUUUUACAACACUGUCUAUACAACUGCAAGGCGGCAAAUUUGACCAUGCUGAUCGCAUGUUUUCUGAUCUUUCUGGUACAUGGGAUAGUGUUCUUGAAGACAUGAGUGAUGUAAAAGAGCUAGUACCUGAGAUGUUUUACCUCCCUGAGGUAUUUACCAACAUCAAUGGCAUUGACUUUGGGACAACUCAACUUGGAGGGAAGCUAGAUUCCGUAGAAUUGCCUCCCUGGGCUGAGAACCAUGUGGAUUUUGUCCAUAAACACCGGAAGGCUCUUGAGAGUGAGCACGUCUCUGCUCAUUUGCAUGAGUGGAUUGAUCUAAUUUUCGGAUAUAAACAGAGGGGCAAAGAAGCGAUAAUGGCAAACAAUGUAUUCUUCUACAUCACAUAUGAGGGAACUGUUGACAUUGACAAAAUUACAGACCCAGUGGAACGGCGAGCUACACAAGAUCAAAUAGCUUACUUUGGACAAACACCAUCUCAACUGUUGACUGUCCCUCACAUGAAGAGGAAGCCAUUGGCAGAGGUCUUACAACUACAGACAAUAUUCCGAAAUCCAAGUGAACUUAAAUCCUAUGUGCUUCCACAUCCAGAUCGUUGCAAUGUUCCUGCCAGUGCUAUGCUUGUAUCAAAUGACUCUAUUGUAGUUGUAGAUGUAAAUGCCCCAGCAGCGCAUGUGGCACUUCACCAAUGGCAGCCUAAUACUCCAGAUGGUCAGGGAACACCUUUCCUUUUCCAUCAUGGUAGAAAUUCCACAAAUUCAACCAGUGGCGCACUCAUGCGCAUUUUCAAAGGAUCUGCUAGUUCUGCAGAAGAUUUUGGGUUCCCAAGGGCUAUAGCAUUUGCCGCUUCUGCAAUCCGCAGUUCAGCAGUUGUUGCUGUGACAUGUGACAAAGAGAUUAUUACUGGUGGCCACGUUGAUGGUUCAUUGAAGUUGAUAUCCCCAGAUGGAGCGAAGACGAUUGAAACUGCUUCUGGACAUAUUGCUCCAGUGACAUGCCUUGCGCUGUCGCCUGAUAGCAACUACCUUGUGACAGGGUCUAGAGAUACCACGGUUAUACUCUGGAGGAUUCAUCAGACAGGCUCCUCACAUAAGAAAAAUGCUCAAGAUCCUCCACCGACUACGCCAACAACACCACGCAGUCCUCUCUCUGGCAGCACUAGCAGCCUCUCAGAAACAAAGAGACGUCGAGUUGAAGGUCCAAUGCAUGUAAUGAGAGGACAUCUUGGGGAAGUAACCUGCUGCUCUGUUAGUCCUGACUUGGGACUUGUUGCUUCCUCAUCAAACGCAACAGGCGUUCUUCUACAUUCCUUACGCACAGGCAGGCUGAUAAGGAGGCUUGAUGUCGCUGAGGCACAUGCAAUAUGCUUAUCUUCUCAAGGAAUCAUUUUGGUUUGGAAUGAAACAAAGAAAACAUUAUCUACCUUCACUGUCAAUGGACUCCCUAUUGCUACCUCAGUUCUAUUACCUUUCUCUGGACAAGUUAGUUGCAUCGAUGUUUCUACAGAUGGCCAUUUUGCUUUAAUUGGAACAUCUUUGUUCAACAACUACAAGUGUGAUAGCAGCACUGAAACUGGAGAUCAUGAGCUUGGACCCAAUGGCACUGAUGAUGUAUCAAAAAAUUCUGAACAAUCUGAAACUGAGCAAGCUGUUCACAUGCCUUCAAUCUGCUUUGUUGAUCUGCAUAAACUGAAGGUUUUUCAUACUCUGAAGCUGGCAAAGGGCCAGGACAUCACAGCAAUUGCUCUGAACAAAGAGAACACAAAUCUUCUAGUUUCUACUGCUGAUAAACAGCUUAUAGUCUUUACUGAUCCCGCUAUCACUCUGAACUUUCUUCCUAAUAGAGUUGGUAAUAUUGUAGUUGAGCUUGAAGGUAGUGGAUCAGAUGCUGCGGCUUGGUUGGGAAGGUGA
Molecule: messenger RNA, 8670 nt
Organism: Miscanthus lutarioriparius
Lineage: Eukaryota; Viridiplantae; Streptophyta; Magnoliopsida; Poales; Poaceae
Source: the annotation of a GenBank genome assembly